AUAAUCUCCUAUGUUACACAAAUCGUUUUCUUUCCCGCGCAAUAUAUUUGACAGUUGUUUGUCUUUCUCCUACGGAGUAGGGUUUUUGGGCGGAGAAGAGUAGAGAGAACUGAGGCGGUGGUUGAGUAAAGAUGGAGGUGGCAGCUCAAAUCUCUCAGUUGCUGAAUGAUACUCUCAGCCCCGAUUGCGGAGUGGUGCGUGCAGCUACUGAAUCUCUCGAUGGCCUCUCGCUCCUUCCAGAAUUCCCUUUUUCUCUCCUCUCUAUCACCCUCGAAGGUGAAAAUCAAGGUCAAAAAAUGGCUGCAGCUACAUACCUUAAGAAUUUGACAAGGCGGAAGAUCGAUGAGGGAGUAAGUAAGGAGUUGAGAGAUCAGCUCAUGCGUGCUUUGCUCCUUGUGGAACCACCUAUUCUGAAAAUUUUGGUUGAAGUGUUCCAUAUUAUUGUAUCCGCCGAUGUUGUUAAGCAGAAUUCCUGGCCGGAGCUUGUGCCGGACCUGCGCACUGCUAUCGAGAAUAGUAAUCUUAUUAACAAUUCUGGACAGUCUCAAUGGAACACCAUCAAUGCCCUUACAGUUCUUCAUGCUCUUCUUAGGCCUUUCCAGUAUUUCUUAGACCCUAAAGUUGCCAAGGAGCCUGUACCAAUGCUGCUGGAGCAAAUCGCAAAAGAAAUACUCGUUCCAUUGUUAUCUUUAUUUCACCAAUUUGUUGAGAAGGAGAUCAAAGUCAAUACUACAAGGGCUGGGGGAAUGGAAACAGAGAAGGCGCUUCUUAUUAUAUCAAAAUGCAUAUAUUUUGCUGUGAGGUCACAUAUGCCAUCUUCAUUAGCUUCACCUCUGCCUUUGUUCUGUCAUGAUCUAAUUGACGUUCUUGGUUCUCUGAGCUUUGAUUAUACGGGUACUAUUGAAAAUGAGUACUUGAUGAGGUUGAAGACUGGGAAGAGAAGUUUGCAAAUAUUUUGUGCCCUGGUUACACGACACCGGAAGUAUUCUGAUAAGUUAAUGCCGGACAUGAUAGGCAGUGCUUUAAACAUAGUGAAGCAUAGUAAACAUAUCAGUAAGCUUGAUUUAUUGUCAGAGCGGGUUGUUUCAUUAGCUUUUGAUGUGAUCUCACGUGUUCUGGAGACGGGCCCUGGAUGGAGAUUAGUUGCACCCCAUUUUUCGUUAUUGUUAGAUUCUGCAAUCUUUCCAGCAUUAGUAAUGAAUGAAAAGGAUAUUGCAGAGUGGGAAGAAGAUGCAGAUGAAUUUAUAAGAAAGAAUUUUCCAUCUGACCUGGAAGAAGUUUCUGGUUGGAAGGAGGAUCUGUUUACAGCCAGAAAAAGUGCAACAAAUUUACUUGGCGUGAUUGCAAUGUCAAAGGGUCCUCCAGUAGGAACUUCUUCAACUUCAUCAAAGCGAAAAAAAGGUGAAAAGAACAAGGGAAAUAGUCGACGCUCUUCUAUUGGCGAAUUGUUGGUUCUUCCCUUCCUUUCAAAGUUUCCCAUUCCAUCUGGAACUAAUGAAACUGACAAUUUAAACAAUUAUUUUGGGGUUCUGAUGGGGUAUGGCAGUCUGAUAGAUUUUCUUAGGGAGCAAGAACCUCGACACAUUACAACUUUGGUUCAGAUGCGGCUACUACCAUUGUAUAAAUUGUCAGUGUGCCUACCAUACUUAGUAGCUCCUGCAAACUGGGUACUUGGAGAGCUAGCCUCCUGUUUGCCUGAAGAAAUGAGUGCGGACGUAUAUUCUUCAUUGCUUCAUGCGCUGGCUAUGCUUGAUAAUGGGGACACUUCUUGUUAUCCUGUGAGGGUUUCUGCUGCUGGGGCAAUUGCAGAACUUCUUGAAAAUGACUAUCUGCCUCCUGAUUGGCUUCCUCUUCUUCAAGUUGUGCUUGGUAGGAUUAGUAAUGAUGAUGAAGAUAGCUCCAUAUUAUUUCAACUUCUCAGUUCUGUGGUUGAGGCGGGAAAUGAAAAUGUUGCAAUUCAUAUCCCAUUCAUUGUUUCAUCACUGGCUGGUGCAAUUUCUAAUUGCAUACCUCCUCAUCCGGAGCCGUGGCCUCAAAUGGUUGAAAAGGGCUUUGCAGCAUUGGCAGUAAUAGCUCAAUCUUGGGAAAGUUUUCUCUCUGAAGAAUCUGAGGACUCUAGUGAAAAGUGGACGGCUGGUCGAGCUGCUGUGGGUAGAUCAUUUUCUGUACUUUUGCAACAGGCUUGGCUUACACCUGUGCUUCCAUUGGAAGAUGACUUAGACAAGGUUCCCACUUUGUCUUGCAUAGAUGAUGCUUCAACACUACUGCGGUCCACCAUGCUAUCUGUUACUGAAAGCAAUGUGAUUUUGGAGCUUAAAAUACCAGAGCUGUUAUUAGUUUGGGCUAAUCUGAUUGCAGAAUGGAAUUUGUGGGAGGAAUCAGAGGAUAUGUCAGUUUUUGAUUGCAUUCGAGAAGUUGUUAGUCUACAGAACAGAUAUAAGUUGAAAGAAUUUUUCAUAAGACCAAUCCCAUCUCCAAACCAGCCUGUUCCUAAUCGUUCAAUAAUAGAAGGCAUUGGUGCUUUUGUAAGUGAGGCAAUUUUACAAUAUCCAUCUGCGAUGUGGAGGGCUUGCUCUUGUGUCCAUAUGUUACUCACUUUCCCUAGAGACUCAGUUGAAAUUGAGGGUGUGAAGCAGUCAUUGGCAAUUGCUUUUUCUGGGGUUGCAUUUUCUCGUUUUAAAGAGCUUCAGAGCAAACCUUGUUCACACUGGAAGCCUUUGUUGCUUUCCUUAACAUCGUGUUAUUUGUGCUGUCCUGAUCUUGUGGAGAGAUCAUUGGAUAAAGAUGUCAAUGGAGGUUUCAAAAUCUGGGUAUCUGAAUUGUCGAAAGUCUGCAAAAGGUCAGAUGAAGCUUGCCUGACAAUGGAGUCUGAGAUAAGGUUGAUUGUUAUGACACUGGCCAAGAUAAUUGAAAGGCACUUGGAAUUAGGGAAACCACGUGACAGUUUGUUAGAGGAAUGCUUUACUUCAUUAAUGGAGGCAUCUGUUCGGUUAAAAGAAAUUCAGGAAGAAAAGGCUGAGGCUGAAGAAGAUGAAGAUGGUGAAGAGGUCGAAAGUGAUGAAGAAGAUGAUGAUGGAACUGAAGAUGAUGAUGAGGACUCCGAGGCUGAGGAAUAUGAAGAAACUGAGGAAGAAUUUCUUAAUAGGUACGCAAAAGUAGCUGUCGCCUUAGAAGAAGGUACAGUCAUUGAAGAGGAGGAUUUGGAGGAUGAAGAUGAUGAUGAGAUAGAAUUGGGUUACUUGGAGGAUGUUGAUCUGCAAAAAGUUGUGCUAUCAAUAUUUGAGAGAUAUCAUCCCAUUUUAAAUCAAGGACAAGAAAUACCGCCCGAGGUAAUUGCAAUCUUUCUAGAAUCCUUCCCCGAAUUUAAUUUAUUUUUUCAAAAAAUGUAAGUGUUGUUGAGCGAGAGUUUGGUAUUUGUUGUGUAUAAAAUGUUUCAAAAUGUAUUUAUAGCAUUUUGGAAGCGAUUGUCAAAGACUACACUGUGACUAUUUAUUUACAAGUUUUGAUGGGAUUUUAGUUUCCUUUUGUGGGAUUUAAAUUCAUUUGGGAGAAUAUUGAAGCAAAGCGGGAAAGACUUGAUUAUAUACAAAAGACAUCUAAUGUUGGGGAGUUUGUGGGGGCGACUUGCUCUUCCUUUAAGAGACAAGAAAAAGCACGUUCUGUGGACCUAAAGCUUAAAGCCCCAAAAGUCUCUUUUAUGGUAUGAAAAUGGAACCCACUUACUUUGUUUA
This is a messenger RNA of Humulus lupulus (European hop), 3731 nucleotides long. RefSeq lists its product as uncharacterized. The transcript is spliced from 21 exons. Bases 132 to 3389 code for a protein of 1085 amino acids. The record is from RefSeq and is a predicted model, not a curated record. Lineage: Eukaryota; Viridiplantae; Streptophyta; Magnoliopsida; Rosales; Cannabaceae. Gene Ontology annotation, molecular function: small GTPase binding. Gene Ontology annotation, cellular component: cytosol; nuclear envelope. Gene Ontology annotation, biological process: protein import into nucleus.